GGCUGAAAAACAAUAAAUCAGAUGCUACACUUCAUGAAGUUAACCAUCUUAAAAAAUAAUAAUAAUGAUAUAAGAGUGACAUUAUUUUUUGACGUAAUAACUCAUUUUAUUGACGACUAAUCAUAGUUAUGACGUCAUCGAAAUAAAUAUUUGAUUGAUGAUAGAAAGUUGAACUGCAUUUCAUCAUAAAGAAUAAAAUGUUGUCCUCUUGAUUGAAAGUGAUUGGAGUACAAGUGAUGUGUUUUUUCCCCUAAUAAGUUCGAAAAGUGCAAUAUUACAAUAAUGAAACAUCACUUUUCUACCAUAGUUUUAUUAGAUAUAAACUUGCAAAUAUAUAUUAUCAUUUUUGCCUUAUCCAUAUAUCAUAACAAAUAGAAAAACGUGCUCGAUAGAUAAGAAGUUCAUGAUAUACAUUAAAAAACUCAUUACACUUAUCAGUCAUUUUUUGUGCAAAGACAUGCUUUAUGUUCAUUGAUUCAUGUUUUUCGGCUACUUUUCUAGAUAUAUCAAGAAAGAAAGAUAUCUCAUAGUGCUAUUGAAAAUAACGAAGAAAUAUUAAGUUUUAAUAAUAAAUCUACUGAAGAGAAUUUGCUUGAAGGUUUUACAAAAUGACAUUGAUCUUUUUUAUAGUAAUACUGCUUAUUAUCCUUAAAAGUGUAUAUAUUGUUGUAAAAGUCAUCUUGACUUUUACUUAAAAAAAAAACAAAAAAAAAUUCAAUAUCUCGAACAAAUGUUGAAAUAACUUGAACAAUUAAUAGUAAAUUGAAUGUCCGUGUGUUUGCUACAUGAUUUUAUGAUAAUUAACUAUAUGAAAUAUUUAAAAGAUUGUUAGUUCAUAAUCAGUUAUUCAAAAUAAAAACUAGAGAACAUUCAAAGAAUAUUUAACGGUGAUAUUAGUUUUAAAAUAUUUAUAAUUACGACUAGAACUUUCAUAGACUUUAUAAAAUAAAAAAAAUUGUCAAAAAUUCAGUUAACAAUACUAGAUGUGAUUUAGAUUUUAAGCUAAAUCUUGUCAUCAUAAGCGUUCAACUACAGAAACAAUUAAAUAAUACAAACCACUAAAACUAAUUAUCCUAAAACACAGUAUAAAUGUCAUCGUUUUAUUUCAAUUUUAUGUAGUUAGUUCAACAGUAUUCAUAUUGUCAUGAAAAAGAAAUUUUCGAAAUUACUAAUACAUGAGAAAGUAAUUUCUAGCAAAAUUCUGUACUUAUUAAUUCAUAAGAAAGAAAUUCGAAGAAAAUUACGGAGAUCUCUUUAACAUUCAUAUGGAUAAAUGAAGUUAUUAGUCUAUAAAAUAUAGUAGUUCACUCGCAAAACUUUAAGAAUUUAUGGUAAUUUCCGAAUGGUUUUCGAAAUUUCACAGAAAAGUUUUACUUAUGAAUCAGUUAUUCAAAAAUAUCCUCAGAUAUCACCUUCUAAUGUGUUGGCAAUGUCGGAAAUGUGGACGUAUCUAGUCAUUUCUUGUAUCGUUCCUUGUUAUUCUUGAUUAGAGAUGUGCAGGACUAAGUUUUUAUGGUCCUGAUCACCGAGAUCACCACUAAAAUUGAUUCGUUACAUCUCUAUUCUUGAUAUACUUGUUGUCUAUCAGUACUCUCUUCUUUCUAUUUCCAUCAGUAAUUAUUUAAAGGUACACUUUUCCUAUUUUUUUGACCAUUUCGGAUUCUUGCAGAGGGUAUAGCUGAUCAGAUAGAAACUUUUACCACAGAUAGAACACCUGGAAUAAGGAGACAUCUGUUUAAGGAAAAAAUUUUCAUGGUAGAGUUUUCGGUAGAACCCUAGUGUCCUAUAGGAGUGCAAUCCUGAUACAUUAUGAUUCCCAUUGAACUGAAUCGGAUGCUACUGAAAUUUGUUUUGGAAAUACCUCAGAUUAUAUCUCAAUGGUAUUUUUGAGCAUUUUCGAAAAUAUUUUUUUUAUGAGAGCAAUAUGUAUAAGUUCGGAGCCAAAACCAGGGUAUUGACUUUUGGAACCUUAUAAGCCUGUAUAGGAAAGUCAAAAACGAAAAUGGCCGGUUCUACCUCUGGAAAAUACUUCCAAGUAUCUAUGGUAAACAUCUCAGUCCUAUUGGACAAAGUCAGAGCGAAUUCGUAAGCAGUCAAGAUUGAGAAAACUGGUAUUUUGCGUGUCAUUAAGUAAAGGAAAAGAAUUUCAGAAUGAUUACUAUGAAAAAAAAUUCUUAAAUUUAGUAACUCAGCAACAGUAAACUGUUUAGAGUCGAAUGAUGUCUUUACUUGCACAUAGCACUUAAGAUUAUCAAAUCUUAUGUCCAGCUCGAAAUUGAGUUUUUAGUCAAAAAAAAAAAGAUGGACGAGAAUACAUUGAAGAUCAAUUCAAUUAUGACGAAAACUUCUGUUUUGUUUGACAAUGAUAUUCUAACUUAAGUUAUUUUGAAAAACACAACGUCAGAACACUUGAAAUAACACAAUAUAGUUUCAUUUGCAUUAUCAUCAUGUACUUUGUUAUAGUUAUCUUAUCUCUAUUUUAACUCUAACAUGCUGACAUUACAAAUAUUUUACACUGAAUCUUGUUUUUGUUACAUUUGAAUAUUGUAUCCAUGACAGAAACUAAAGUAACUUAACUAUAAAACUAUUAUUAUAUGAAUUUUAUAAAAAUAUUUAUCAUCAAUAGAUACUAACUAAACAAUUAAUUCUUACAGGACUUGCCACUGGUUCAGGUGUAGUUUCAUUUGGUUGGAAUACAGGUUGUCUGAAUAAUGCACAAGAACCGAUUAGAUCAUGGAUCGUUGAGUCAUAUUAUCAUCGAACAGGAUAUACACUUUCAAAAAAUACACUUACUCUUAUAUGGAGUACUACUGUAGCAAUCUUUGCUAUUGGUGGCGCAAUAGGUGCUUUUGCAGCAAGUUUUAUCAGUCGUCGAUAUGGUAGACGAGGUGGUCUUCUUAAAGCAAAUUUACUUGGAAUAAUAGCAGCAACACUUAUGUCUACAUCAAAAUUUGUUCAUUCACCCGAAUUACUUAUUAUUGGUCGUUUAAUAAUUGGAAUUGAAUGUGGUUUAUAUACUGGUCUAUGUACAAUGUAUUUAAGUGAAUUAAGUCCUAAACGUAUUCGAGGUAUGAUUGGAUCAUUGUCUGGUUUUUCGGCUUAUUUUGGUCUUAUGUGGGCUGAAAUGUUUUCAACACCUGCUAUACUUGGAACAGAUUCACGUUGGCCUUUAAUUAUGGUCAUAGCAGCUGUUCCAAGUGUAACGCAAUUUCUACUUCUUCAAUUUUGUUAUGAAAGUCCACGAUUUUUAUUAAUGAAUCGUGGUGAUGAACAUGGUGCUCGACAAUCAUUGAGUGCAUUAAGGGAACGAUUUAAUGUAGAUGAUGAAAUAAAUGAAAUGAAACAAGAAGCUGAACAUUUAAGAGGUGAAUCUCAUGUGACAAUAAAAGAAUUAUUUACUCGCGAAGUAUUUCGAUUACCUAUUGCUGUAGCUAUUGUUGUUCAUUUCUCUAUGCGAUUUUGUGGUAUAAAUGCUAUUAUGUACUAUUCAACUGCUUUAUUUAAACAUGCAGAUCUUGGUAAGGUUGGUCCAUAUGCAACAAUUGGUGUUGGUGUUAUACUUGUACUUAUUACGUUAUUAUCUGGCACAUUGAUGGAUCGGGCUGGUCGACGAACACUUCAUCUUAUCGGUCUUUUCGGCACAUGGUUAUGUAGUGUUUUACUGACAAUUACUUUUAUUUUAACGCAUUAUGUAGCGUGGUUGAAAUUUCUUUCGAUUGCAUUUGUUUACAUAUUUGUUGUAUUCUUUUCUAUUGGACCUGGCUCUGUUCCGUGGGUUAUUCUUCCAGAAAUCUUUACACAAGGUGCUCGUCCAGCAGCGACAAGUGUCGCUGUAGUAGUUAAUUGGAUGUCAAAUUUUAUUGUUGGACUUCUAUUUCCACUAUUAGCAGAACAUGAUAAAAUAUCUGAUUAUUCGUUUGUUCCAUUUGUUGUACUUACUACAUUGGCCUUUUUAUUUCUAUGGAAAUAUAUGCCUGAAACAAAAAAACGUACUUUUGAAGAAAUUACAAUGGCUUUUCGUAGAUCUUCCUAA
Rotaria sordida is the source of this 4033-nucleotide messenger RNA. The record is from the annotation of a GenBank genome assembly. Lineage: Eukaryota; Metazoa; Rotifera; Eurotatoria; Philodinida; Philodinidae.